This is a messenger RNA of Rotaria sordida, 3615 nucleotides long. The record is from the annotation of a GenBank genome assembly. Lineage: Eukaryota; Metazoa; Rotifera; Eurotatoria; Philodinida; Philodinidae.
AUGUUCAAAAGUAGUAAAGAUAGCAAACAAAAAAAACGAUCUAAAGGAGAAGGUGGUGGAGCAGAACUGAUGCAACAAUUGGGCUUUCAAAUACCAAAUUUCGAUGAACCGAACAUGGAUGCUAUUGAUGAUGAUGAUGAUGACGAUGAUGAUCUUGAAGCUGAAUUAAAACAAAUACAACAAGAUGUUGGUGGUCGUACAUCAAAACGUUCUAAAGCUGAUCCGAAAAAACCAGGUAAUUCAGCUCCAGAUCUUCAAUCAUUUCAUAAUGAUGUGAAUAAACUCUUGAGUGAUAUUGAUCGACCUAUAAAUGAUGAUGAAUUAUCCGACGGUGACGAAGAGGAUCUUCUUGCUGAAUUACAUGACAUUGCUGGUGAAAUUGAAAAUGAAAAACAAAAUGAACAUAUUGAAACCAAACCAGUACAAUCAAUAUCAAAUAGCAAUACGUUAUCAGUACUUGAAACACGUCUAGAUAUGUAUACAAAAGCUGUACAAACAGCUAAAACAAAUGGAGAUACAGCGAAAGCUCGACGAGUUGAUCGACAACUUAAACUUAUUCAAGAAUUACUUCAAUCAGCUCGAACUGGUGCUCCAAUUAAUGAAAAUGAUAUUCCACCUGCACUUUUUGUUUCUACUCCUUCAUCAUCUCAACCAACAAUUAUUUCAAAAGAAGUACCUGUUCGAGCUCCUUCUCCUCCACCAGCUACAAACUCUUUAUCAAUCGAUAAUAAAUCAAUUAUUUCUCAACCACCAGCACCAGUCGUGACAACUUCUAAUAACACUGAUGAAGCAGUUGAACGACUUAAAUCAUUAGCUUUACAAGCAAAAGCAGCUGGUGAUAUGGCCAAAGCUAAAGAAUAUCUUAUUCAAAUGAAAAAUUUGCAAAAAGGAACAACAGCUGUUCCUGUUCCUGCUCCUCUUCCUCCUCCUUCUUCUGCACAUAUAGAAACGUCUGAUAAUAUUCCUGAAGAUGAUAAUUCAUCUGCAUUGAUUGUACCAUUAAAAGCACCUGAACCACGUACUGUAAUGGAAGCAUUACAACAACGACAUGAAGAAUUAGUCAAACGACAACAAGAAGCUAUUAGCCAAGGAGAAAGUUCUAAAGCAAGACGAAUGGAUCGACUUGUAAAACAAUAUAAAGAAGCUAUUGAUGCUACACAGAAAGGUCGUCCAUAUGAUUAUAGUGAAUUAGCAGAUUUACCUGGUUUUGCACCAAUUCCUAUUCAACAAUCUAAACCUUCUCAAGUAUCAUCAUCUGCUAUUGGUACUAGUGCAACAGCAUCCGUAAAAGUAUCACAAUCAACAACAUCAGUACGACCAUCACAAGUUCAACAACAGCGAACAACUGUUCCGACGACUUCUAUUCCACAAGUAGAAUCAAAAGCUUCAACUAAUACACGGAAAGAUCAACAAUUACAAACACUUCGUCUUAAACAAGAACAACAUGUAAAACUUGCUUUAAAAGCUAAACAACAAGGUGAUAUAGAUGCAGCUAAAAAACAUCUUAUUGCUUCUAAAGAAAUUGAAAAAAUGAUUGAAUCUGGAUUACCUAUUGAUAUGAAACUAGUAUCUGAAUUAUCUAAUGAGGAUGUUGAAAUAAUUCAUGAUGAUGAAUUAGCAGAAGAACUUCUAGAAUCUGAUCGUGAUACAAUAUAUCGUCGUUUACAAGAUGAUCUUCUACGACAAAUGCAAUUAUGUGCACGUAAUCAACAAAUCUAUGCACAAAUGGAAGGUUCAAAUAAUAUACAACAAGCUAAUGAAUUUAAAAUUCUUGAACAACGUUGUGCACAUGAUUUAGAACGAUUAAGAAAAUGUUUUCAAAAUGGUUCAAAACCACCAUUAUUUCAUUAUGAAAAAAAACAAAUGAACAUAAUACAAGUUAAUAACGAUUUAACAGAUCAAGAUCUUGAGGUAAAUGUUCUUCGUGGUAUAAAUUUACGUGUUCCAUCUGGUUAUUCUGCGACAUCUUUUGAAACUUAUGUUAUUAUUGAAUUUCCUUAUCCACCUGAAACUCCUCAAACAGCUCGAACACGUUAUGGAAUUGGUUCAACAAUUGCUGAAUAUUCUGAUUCAUUACAUAAAUUUCAUAUAAAACGUACUGAUGGAAAAUUUAAACGUUUAAUGAGUCGAAAAGAAUUAAAAUUAUCUAUAUUUUAUCGAGUUGGUUUUCUUCGCUCAGAUCGUCAAUUAGGUAUAGCAUCAAUUAAAUUAGCACCAUUAGAACAAACAUCAACUAUACAUGAAACAAUUGAUAUUUUUGAAAAUGAUCAUAAAAAAAAAGCUGAAGGAAAAUUAGAAGUUAAAAUACGUAUUAAAGAAGCAUUAGGAUCAAUAAAAUCAUCUGAAGUAUCAUUACAACGAUGGCUUGUUAUUGAUCAUUUUGAAGAAAAUUCUAACAAUCCUAAAUUGUCAGCAUCAAAAUCACCAUCAACAGCUCCAUCGAUUAAUGCUAUCUCACGCCUUAUACCUACAAGUGAUGCUUUAGGCUUAUUGGCUAUAAAUUUAGCAAAUAAUUUAAAUAACAAUAAGGAUAAUGAUGAUGAUCAUGCAGUAGUUGAUAGCAGUACAACUGAAUCAAAUAAUAAUAAUCGUCCUAAUAAUCAACAGUCAGUUGGUUAUCAAAGUAUAAAAGUACUUAAAUACGAAGCAGAUCUUCUAGAACAACAGAUCGAACAACUUGAAGAUCAUCUUACAAAAGAACAAAUUGAUCAAUUACGAAUAAAACAUCAAGCACUUGUGAAACAAAGUGAUGAUAUAGUUGCAAAUUUACGUCAUGGUGGAAAACAAGUUAUACAAGAACAUGUUCGAAGUCUUGAACAAUUAAUGGAACAUUAUAAUAAAGAAUCAGAUGAAUAUCGUCAACGAAAUGAGAUAAAAAAAGCUGAUAUGUUUUUACAUAAAAAGGAUCUUGUUGCCCAAGAAAUUGAAACGUUUACCACAAAUCAAUUAGAAUUAAAUUCUUCAAGAAAUACACUUUUAUGUCUUUCACAAUAUUCAGUUUGUCUUACAGCUGGUUGUUUAUCAGAAAAAAAUAAAUGGCGUGAAAAUCUUAUGAAUUUAUAUGCUCGUAUUAGUUUAUGUCGUACUAUUAAUCGAUCAUUAGAUUAUUUUGCUUGCCUUUCAAGAAUUCGUAAAUAUGGUCUUGGACAAAAUGAUUCACUAUCAUCGCAUCUCAAUCGUUUAUUAACAUUAGUUGGUAAUUUAUGUGAUUUUGUUUAUUAUCCUGCUGAAUGUAUAGCAUGGUUAUGUGAAGCAAAUGUAUUUGGUAUAAAUCGAUCAUCGAGACCAUUGCGGCUUGUUUCAUUAAUUUGUUGGUUAUCGAAUAUUGUUAUUUCAAUUAUUAAAAAUACCAUUCAAUUAAUUAAAUAUAAAAAAUUAUUGAAAGCAGAAAGAAAUAAAGAUGGAAAUAGUAAAGAAAUACGAAGUCCAAUGGUACCUUUAUCUGAAAUGUAUAAAUGUAUGUUGACAUUAUUAAAUAAUUUUUGUUUUUUUCUCCUUUGUAUUCAUUGGCUUGCAAUACCAAAAUUUUUAUGGUCAGGUAAAUUACCUGUAUUUAUGGUUGGUUUAUGUGGAACUUUAGCUACGAUAUGUAAUAUUGUUAAAAUGGCAUUAUAA